Messenger RNA from Sinocyclocheilus grahami, 1281 nucleotides. RefSeq names its product A disintegrin and metalloproteinase with thrombospondin motifs 6-like. NCBI's taxonomy places the organism in Eukaryota, Metazoa, Chordata, Actinopteri, Cypriniformes, Cyprinidae. Gene Ontology annotation, molecular function: metallopeptidase activity. The transcript has 6 exons. The coding region runs from base 394 to 1281 and encodes 295 amino acids. The record is from RefSeq and is a predicted model, not a curated record.
ACGCAUGCAAAACGAGCUGACAUACAGGGCAUAUCUGCUGGAACUGGACGACUCUUCUCCUGGAGCUCCUAGAGAAAAGCCGGCGUUUGAUUUGAUGUUCAUCCGGCAAACAAAUGGAUCGUUUGGGACAAGCUCCUAAUAUAGAUCUGCUGCUUUGGAAUAACAUGAAGAGAAUUCAUCUGGAUUCUUGCCCUGCUCAUGGCUAACAAAGGUGCAGGAUCCAGUCACCUUUAGGAAGUCUUUUAAACCUGGGAUUAAGUGUGGACUGAGAUUCAAAUGUGUCGAGGAUGCUUGUCACGGAUAUGUUAUGGUGCAAAGCUGGAUUGAUCAUAUCGCUUUAAUCCACUUGUAGCCUCCCCCUACCCCCACCCCAUGUCAGAUCUUCCCUAAAUUAUGGAAAUUUUUUGGAAGACGCUGACUUGGAUAUUUAGCCUGGUCUUGGCCGCUGCUGAAGCUCAGAUCCUUUCAUACAACUCUCAAGCGGAAUUCCUGUCCAUGCUGGAGCACUAUCAGUUAACAGUACCAGUACGGGUGAAUGAGAGGGGCCAGAUCAUGAGUUACACUGUGAAGCAUUACAGGCCCGGUCGGCGGCGACGUGGACUGGACCAGGCUGAGCUGGACCACACUGAGACCAGGCUUUUUUACAGACUCUCAGCCUAUGGCAAGCACUUUCACCUGAACCUGACACUCAACCCCAACCUGGUUUCUAAACAUUUCACGGUAGAGUACUGGGGCAAAGACGGACUAGACUGGCAGCAUUCAGUAGUCGAUAACUGCCACUAUGUUGGAUACCUACUGGAUCAAUAUAGCACUACAAAAGUGGCAUUGAGCAACUGCAAAGGCUUGCAUGGUGUCAUAACCACAGAGGACGAGCAAUAUUUAAUAGAGCCAUUAAAAAAUGUAUCCAGAAAUUUCAGUGAUGUCAACCACGAAGGACAACCACAUGUUAUUUAUAAAAAGACUUCCAUUCCUUCUCUGCAAGAGCCAAGCGAGGAGUUCAGCUGUGGUGUUUCAGACCUCACAAUAAACCGGACACCCAGCUACGAUACCAAUCCUGAAGCAAACCCACCUUACCUGGCCACGGACGGCGAUAGCUCGAUGGGUGGCCACCGUCAGCGGCGCUCUGUCAGCUCUGAACGAUUUGUGGAGACCCUAGUGGUGGCGGACAAAAUGAUGGUGGGUUACCACGGUCGCAAAGACAUCGAGCACUACAUCCUGUCCGUAAUGAAUAUUGUCAGGUUGCCAAACUUUAUCAUGAUGCCAGUCUUGGAAACGUUGUGA